This is a messenger RNA of Penicillium cataractarum, 1059 nucleotides long. RefSeq lists its product as uncharacterized. The coding region runs from base 1 to 1059 and encodes 352 amino acids. The record is from RefSeq and is a predicted model, not a curated record. NCBI's taxonomy places the organism in Eukaryota, Fungi, Ascomycota, Eurotiomycetes, Eurotiales, Aspergillaceae. The transcript has a single exon.
AUGUCACUUUUGAGUGCACCAAGAACGCCCAACGACCGAUUGGCGAUCCUAUUCCCAGAAACAAAAGCACACCCUCAGUUGCAGUGGAUACACUGUCAACGCCCGGAAAGGGAUGAAUAUUCUCAAGAGAGAUCUCAGAGAGCAGAGGUUGAUUCAUUCUUUGGCCAGAAUGCGCUCGUCUCAAGAUCUUUCGUACGUCACAAUGCACGCCGCGGUCGUAACCUCAGGAACACCCUUGUGGUUAAUUACAGGGAUCGCUUUUUAAAAGACGGUUCUAAAAGGAAUGAAAGCAUUAUACGCUGUGUUGGAUCAACAGAGACAGCACCACACGAUUGGCGAGGCCCUAUACUCGUUCUUCGGGAGUCCCGCGGUGUAUAUGAAAACAUCACUCUUGAUGACUUUCGUAAUAUCGUGGACUACUUUGCGACAUACAAUUCCUCCAGGGUUAUCGAGUACGACCACAUUAGCCAGAAGACACUGGGAAAGAGCCAGUGCGAACUCAUGGGCGUCAAAAUCAAUAGCGAUGGCGAGAUGGAGCUGCACGGAAGUCCUAGAUUCGUUCCCGUCGGAAUUCCCAGAGAACACCCUAUACGCACGCUACCCGGUGAUAUGAAUAUAAGGGCAUCAAUCUCCCACAAGAUAGGAAUACCGCUACGGCUCUGGCAGACAAUGAAGUGGGAAUCCGCCUUGACUUUCACAGAAACUAUGAACUUCGAUUCCUUGGGAUGCAAUCUAUCUAACAACCAGGCCGUGACAUUUCUCACGACUGAGAUAGAUCCGCAUAGCUCGAAUUGGGGAUUCUCGUCAAUGAACUAUUUUGGUGAUAUUGGGAAUGUCAUCGCUGCUCGGGAGGACGGGCAAAAUAUUACUAUCGAAGAAGUUGAAGACAUUUGUGAAUUUUCGCAGAACAUCAUGGGUCCCAAGUUCGAGGAAGCUUUGGAGGCUAGCGGCCCUGAGGAUUUCGCUCAGGCUAAAGCCGCUAUUGAUUCUUUGUUAACACCGGAAAGCUUCAGAGUCUUCCAAGGGGGCCGUCGCAAUGGAGCAAUUGAUACCUACUAG